This is a messenger RNA of Penicillium olsonii, 2367 nucleotides long. The record is from the annotation of a GenBank genome assembly. Lineage: Eukaryota; Fungi; Ascomycota; Eurotiomycetes; Eurotiales; Aspergillaceae.
AUGGCUACUGACUGGCAACCCGAGUGCCUUGUGCCUCAGAACCAGCCGUCACUGGAGUCGGUGAGAGCUCAUUCUGACCGGGCUCUCCAGAAUACCUCUGGGAAUGUCCAAUCCUAUGCGGACCACCUGGCUCAUGGUGAUGCUGCUGCCCGCGAGGAACACCUUCAACACCUUGGGUUCAAGUAUGCGCAACCCCCUCACCAUUCCCAGCCUAUCCGCAGUCAAAGCCUGCAAGAUCAACAGCAUGUAGCAGCUCGCAUGCAAGCUCGAAGGAUGCGUCGCCAGCAAACUAUUGGGCCUAAUAGCUCGCAGUCCCGCCGGGCACGAAGCAGCUAUCUCAAGUCCCAAAAGUACUUGGAGUACCGGUCCCGCCCUCGACGGGAUACAGGCAAGGAUGGUGAGCCAGUGUGGUCUGACGAAUUGGAAGAUGCUUUCCAGCAGGCACUUGAUGCGAACCCUCCCAUGGGCCGCAGAAAGUGGUCUGAGCGAGGAAAGUCAUACGGCCGCAACGAGCUCAUCGCCGAGUACAUCUUCAAGUUGACCGGCAAGAGAAGAACCCGCAAGCAAGUUUCGAGUCACCUGCAGGUCCUGGACUCGUUCCUCAAGGGAGAUCCCGAUUGGGAGCGACUGGUUCGAGAGACCUCGCCGGAACGAUCUUCCAGUGUGCACAGCUCUGCUCCAGGCCCCAAAUGGAGAACAUCAAUGGAGCACCCUUCGGCAUCCAACCCCUACAGCAGCCACGGCCACUCCUCCUACCAUGACAGCAUGCGGUCCAUGCAGCCCUACGCUGGUGACCUCCCUCCACCAGGCUACACACUCGGAUCUAGCAUGCAAGAAGCUGCUACCCACUCCAUUCAUGGCUUCAGCUUCGACAUGUGGGUGAGCGCCCCCUCCCAGGCCAACAACGUCGACAAGGCACUGCACGCAUACACGCGACUCCAGGGUGAUCUACACCACCCUGGGGCACCUCCCAAGCCUCUUGAGAAUGUGCAUGAUUGGCGUGGUUCUUUCCCUCAACUUGCCUCUAUGGUCGAUGAUAUCAGCAACCCCAUCGACUGCGAUAUCAUCCAACUGGAUGUGAACCUCGAAUUGAUGAACGACUUUCCUCCUGCGGGAUCUCGUCUAGGUAUCCAACUUGACCUAGACUUUGGGCACCCUACUGCUGGCGAUCUUACGGGAGUCAGCCACAUGAACAGCUGGACCUGCAACACAUACAUCUACCAGGAUGGCCAAGAGUUGGUUCAAUCACACCACGAUCUUCAAACGGCCAACACAACAAAGGUCAAGCCUCUCUUUGAAUCUUCUUGGUGGGCCAGGCGGUUCACAGAGUUGACUCAAGCGAAACGUGUUGCCGAGAACACAGGACAUCCCCAAGAUGCCCAGGAGGCGGAUGCCCAGUCCCGCCAGUUCUUCCGCUCCAUGACUGCAGUUCAGGAGCUUCGCGCCACUCCGCCCAACUCUCGGGCUGGUCAGUAUCAAAGCCAUGAUGACAGCAAGCGCAUGGCCAUCCUGGUCUGGAAGUUCCGUCAAACCCGCCCCGGUGAAGUCGGAACGACUACCUGGAGACGCCUCAUCACCACGCCUGAACGUACUGCCACCACCAGUCCUCGCGCCACUAAUGUCGACCUCCCCCCACUCUCUUUGGACUCUAUUCUCCUGAAGCAACCCUCUCACCAGAGCGUCUACCAGCCUCAGUCUCAAGAUAUCAUCCACCACGGCCUCCCUCAGUCCCAGUGGCCUCUAUACACCUCUCCCCACGACAAUGUGGCUAAUCUAUUUAAUUCUAAUGGUCCUCUCGACUUUCUGACAUCCAUCACCAAGGCCGAAGAUGGCCCCAACGACAAAACCGCCGUUACCUCAGUGCUGGACUCCUACGCAACCAGUCUUGCACCCCACACAGCCCCAUCUACCAGCCUCCACAACUCCAGCAGCGCACCCGUCAUGCUCAAUGUCCAUGACCUCUCAAUGGGACACCCGGGCAUGGGCUACAGCCUGGGGCCCGACACAUCCCACUAUGUCCCUGCCCAACAGCACCCUGUCAUGCACGAUAGCAGCAGCGUGCUCAAUGGCUUCUUCGGCUCGAAUGCCCAAUCUCUCGAAGACCUUGGCCACGGUCAAGGCUCUUGGGGUUCUCACCCGGCCUCUAUCCCCGGCGACGUCGGCAGUGGCUACCACCAUCUUCCUUACGAGGCCCAUGGCUCUGUGCCACGCGAUAUGCAGCAGCCCCACCACUUCGAUAUGACUUUGCCGUCGGAAGAUCUGAUGGAUAAGAUUGUUGGACGCAUGUCCAACGGUCCCAACAUGCAUGGGGCGGGCCCCGAUGCCAAUGCUGGCUAUGGAGAUAAUACCUCUGUGGACGCGGUAUAA